This is a messenger RNA of Pseudopodoces humilis (Tibetan ground-tit), 12544 nucleotides long. NCBI's taxonomy places the organism in Eukaryota, Metazoa, Chordata, Aves, Passeriformes, Paridae. The record is from RefSeq and is a predicted model, not a curated record.
GCUCCCCCCCCCCUCGCAGCGACCGGGCCGGGCCGAGGAUGGACUGGGAGUGAUUCCCGGCGGAGCACGAGGACCGGAACCCCCAAAAUGAAAGUGGAUCGGACGAAACUGAAGAAAACCCCCACAGAGGCGCCCGCCGACUGCCGGGCCCUCAUCGAGAAGCUCAAGGGCUGCAGCGACGAGCAGCUGGUGACAGAGCUGCAGCAGAUCAAGACAUGGAACAUUGGCAAGUGCGAGCUGUACCACUGGGUGGACCUGCUGGACCGCUUCGACGCGCUGCUGGCCGAGGCGGGCCGGCCGGUGGAGGCCAUGAGCUGGAUGCUGGCCUGCGACCGGCCCGAGCGCCAGCCCCUCAAGGCCCUGCUGCUGGCCCUGCUCAACUUCACCGCCCUGCUCAUCGAGUACAGCUUCUCCCGCCACCUCUACAGCUCCAUCGAGCACCUGACCACGCUGCUGGCCUCCUCGGACAUGCACGUGGUGCUGGCCGUGCUCAACCUGCUCUACGUGUUCAGCAAACGCUCCAACUACAUCACCCGCCUGGGCUCCGAGCGCCGCGGGCCCCUGCUGGCCCGCCUGCAGCACCUGGCCGAGAGCUGGGGUGGGAAGGAGAACGGAUUCGGCCUGGCUGAGUGCUGCCGGGACCUGCACAUGAUGAAAUACCCCCCCAGCGCCACCACCCUGCACUUCGAGUUCUACGCCGAGCCGGGCGUCGAGGUGAAGGUGGACAAGAGGGCCACCAGCACCACCCUGCACUACAUCCACAUCGAGCAGCUGGACAAGAUCUCGGAGAGCCCCUCGGAGAUCAUGGAGUCCCUGACCAAGAUGUACAGCAUCCCCAAGGACAAGCAGAUGCUGCUGUUCACCCACAUCCGCCUGGCCCACGGCUUCUCCAACCACAAGAAGCGGCUGCAGGCGGUGCAGGCGCGGCUCCACGCCAUCUCCAUCCUGGUGUACUCCAACGCGCUGCAGGAGUCGGCCAACAGCAUCCUGUACAACGGGCUGAUCGAGGAGCUGGUGGACGUGCUGCAGAUCACCGACAAGCAGCUGAUGGACAUCAAGGCGGCGUCCCUGCGCACGCUGACGUCCAUCGUUCACCUGGAGCGGACGCCGAAGCUGAGCAGCAUCAUCGACUGCACGGGCACCGCGUCCUACCACGGCUUCCUGCCCGUGCUGGUGCGCAACUGCAUCCAGGCCAUGAUCGACCCUUCCAUGGAGCCCUACCCCCACCAGUUCGCCACGGCGCUCUUCUCCUUCCUGUACCACCUGGCCAGCUACGACGCGGGCGGCGAGGCGCUGGUGUCGUGCGGCAUGAUGGAGGCGCUGCUCAAGGUGAUCAAGUUCCUGGGGGACGAGCAGGACCAGAUCACGUUCGUCACGCGGGCCGUGCGCGUGGUGGAUCUCAUCACCAACCUGGACAUGGCGGCUUUCCAGUCGCACAGCGGGCUGUCCAUCUUCAUCUACCGCCUCGAGCACGAGGUGGACCUGUGCCGCCGCGAGUGUCCCUUCGUCAUCAAGCCCAAAGUGCAGCGCCCGCCGGCCGCCGCCCUGCCCGAGGGCGAGGACAUGGAGACGGACAUGGAGGGAGUGCAGUGCAUCCCCCAGCGCGCGGCUUUGCUCAAAUCCAUGCUGAACUUCCUCAAAAAAGCCAUCCAGGACCCCGCCUUCUCCGACGGCAUCCGGCACGUGAUGGACGGCUCUCUGCCCACCUCUCUGAAGCACAUCAUCAGCAACGCCGAGUACUACGGCCCCUCGCUGUUCCUGCUGGCGACCGAGGUGGUGACGGUCUUCGUGUUCCAGGAGCCCUCGCUGCUGUCCUCGCUGCAGGACAACGGCCUCACCGACGUCAUGCUGCACGCGCUGCUCAUCAAGGACGUGCCGGCCACGCGGGAGGUGCUGGGCUCGCUGCCCAACGUGUUCAGCGCGCUGUGCCUGAACGCGCGGGGGCUGCAGAGCUUCGUGCAGUGCCAGCCCUUCGAGCGCCUCUUCAAGGUGCUGCUGUCCCCCGAUUACCUGCCCGCCAUGCGGCGCCGCCGCAGCUCCGACCCCCUCGGUGACACGGCCUCCAACCUGGGCAGCGCCGUGGACGAGCUGAUGCGGCACCAGCCCACGCUCAAGACCGACGCCACCACCGCCAUCAUCAAGCUGCUGGAGGAGAUCUGCAGCCUGGGCCGGGACCCCAAGUACAUCUGCCAGAAGCCGUCGAUGCAGAAGGCGGACGGGACGGCGGCGGCGCCGCCCCCGCGCUCGCCCCACGCCGCCGAGGAGGCGGGCGUGGUGGGCACGGAGGAGCGCAUCCCCAUCCCGCUCAUGGACUACAUCCUCAACGUGAUGAAGUUCGUGGAGUCCAUCCUGAGCAACAACACCACCGACGAUCACUGCCAGGAGUUCGUGGCCCAGCGGGGGCUGCGGCCGCUCGUCACCAUCCUGGGGCUGCCCAACCUGCCCGUGGACUUCCCCACCUCGGCAGCGUGCCAGGCCGUGGCUGGGGUCUGCAAAUCCAUCCUGACGCUGUCCCACGAGCCCAAGGUGCUGCAGGAGGGGCUGGUGCAGCUGGAGGCGGUGCUGUCGGCGCUGGAGCCGCUGCACCGGCCCAUCGAGGCUCCGGGGGGCUCGGUGCUGCUGCGGGAGCUGGCGGCCGCGGGGGCCGUGCCCGACGCCACGCUCUCGGCCCAGGCCACCCCCCUGCUGCACGCGCUGACCGCCGCCCACGCCUUCAUCAUGAUGUUCGUGCACACCUGCAGGGUGGGACAGAGCGAGAUCAGGGCCAUCUCUGUGAACCAGUGGGGGUCCCAGCUGGGGCUGAGCGUGCUGGGCAAGCUGAGCCAGCUGUACUGCUCCCUGGUGUGGGAGAGCACCGUGCUGCUGUCCCUCUGCACCCCAAACAGUUUUGGGGGGGGUCUCUGGGUUAAAGCUCAGUUUGGGGGGGUCUCCGGGGGUCUCUCACCCCCGUCCCCCCCAGAGGCCGAGGCGGAGGGUCCGGGCCCCGCGGGGGGGGCGGGGGGCAGUGACCCCCCCCCAGCCCAGGGGCUGCUGGAGGGGAUGGGGCUGGAGGGGGAGCCCCUGGCCCCGAUGGAGACGGACGAGCCCAGCGCCAGCGACCCCAAAGCCAAGGCCAAGAUCACCCCGGCCAUGGCCGCCCGCAUCAAACAGAUCAAACCCCUGCUCUCGGCCUCGUCGCGGCUGGGCCGGGCUCUGGCCGAGCUCUUUGGGCUGCUGGUGAAGCUGUGCGUGGGCUCCCCGGUGCGGCAGCGCCGCAGUCACCACGCGGCCGCCGCCGCCCCCGCGCCCACCGCGGCCGCCCGCGCCACGGCCUCGGCGCUCACCCGGCUGCUGACCAAGGGGCUGAGCUGGCAACCCCCGCCCUACACCCCAACACCGCGGUUCCGGCUGACGUUCUUCAUCUGCUCGGUGGGAUUCACGUCCCCCAUGCUGUUCGACGAGCGCAAGUUCCCCUAUCACCUCAUGCUGCAGAAAUUCCUCUGCUCCGGCGGCCACAACGCCCUCUUCGAGACCUUUAACUGGGCGCUGUCCAUGGGGGGCAAGGUGCCGGUGGGGGAGGGCCUGGAGCACCCCGACCUCCCCGACGGCACCGGCGAGUUCCUGGACGCGUGGCUGAUGCUGGUGGAGAAGAUGGUGAACCCCAGCACGGUGCUGGAGUCGCCCCACGCGCUGCCCGCCAAGGGACCCCCGCACGGACACCCCCCCUUCAGCGCCCUGCGCUUCCUCGUGGUCACCCAGAAGGCGGCGUUCGCCUGUAUCAAGCAGCUGUGGCAGCGGCGGCCGCUGAAGGUGUACGGGGGCCGCAUGGCCGAGUCCAUGCUGGCCAUCCUGUGCCACAUCCUGCGCGCGGAGCCGCUGCUGCGCGAGCGCCUGGGCCGGGAGCGCGAGGGAGCCGCGCCCGACGAGCCGGGGGGAGACGAGAGCGGCGCCCGCAGGGAGCCCCACGUCAACCAACAGCAGCUGCAGCAGCUGAUGGACAUGGGUUUCUCCCGGGAGCACGCCAUGGAGGCGCUGCUCAACACCAACACCAUGGAGCAGGCCACGGAAUAUCUGCUGACCCACCCACCGCCCCUGAUGGGGGGCUCUGCACGGGACCUGAGCAUGUCUGAGGAGGAUCAGAUGAUGAGAGCCAUCGCCAUGUCCCUGGGCCAGGACAUCCCCAUGGAGCAGCGCGCCGAGUCCCCGGAGGAAGCCGCGUGCCGGAAGGAGGAGGAGGAGCGGCGGGCGCGGGAGCGGCAGGAGGAGGAGGAGGCCAAGUGCCUGGAGAAGUUUGAGGGGGCCGAGCCGCUGGAGGCGGCGGAGCUGGGGGCGUUCACGGACUCGAUGCUGCCGGGCUGCUCGCAGCUGCUGGACGAGCUGCCGGACACGGUGUACCGCGUGUGCGACCUGCUGAUGACGGCCGUGCGCCGCAACGGCCCCGCGUACCGCGACAGCGUGCUCAAACAGGUGGUGCAGCAGGUGUGGGAGGCCGCGGAUGUGCUGAUCAAGGCGGCCGUGCCGCUGACCACCAGCGACACCAAGACGGUCUCGGAGUGGAUCAGCCAAAUGGCCACCCUGCCCCAGGCCUCCAACCUGGCCACGCGCAUCCUGCUGCUCACCCUGCUCUUCGAGGAGCUGAAGCUGCCCUGUGCCCGCGUGGUGGAGUCCAGCUGCGUGCUGGACGUGCUGAUCAAGCUGCUGGAGGUGGUGCAGCCCUGCCUGCAGGCGGCCAAGGAGCACAAGGAGGUGCAGACCCCCAAGUGGAUCACCCCCGUGCUGCUGCUGAUCGAUUUCUACGAGAAGACGGCCGUGUCCUCCAAGCGCCGCGCGCAGAUGAACAAGUACCUGCAGGCCACGGGCAACAACUGGCGCUGGUUCGACGACCGCUCGGGCCGGUGGUGCAGCUACAGCGCCAGCAACAACAGCACCAUCGACGCCGCCUGGAGAGCCGGAGAGCCCAGCGUGCGCUUCACGGCCGGGCGGCGCCGCUACACCGUGCAGUUCACCACCAUGGUGCAGGUGAACGAGGAGACCGGGAACCGGCGCCCGGUGAUGCUGACGCUGCUGAGACCCCCCCGGGCCGGGAAGGGCCGUGAGGAGGGGGGGGCCGAGGAGCCCGAGGGGAAGGGCAAGGACGAGACCCCCGACGAAGACCCCCCCUCCAGCGCCGCCCCCGCCGCCCCCUGCCCGUCCCCUCCGCGCUCGGCCCCUGAGGAGCCCAUUCUGGGGGUGCCGGUGGACCCCGACACGCUGCACGCCACGCUGCGCCUGUGCCUGCGCCUGACGCGGCAGCACAAGCACGCGCUGCUGUUCGCCGAGCUGCGCUCCACCCGCACCAUCCUGGCGCUCACCCAGAGCUCUGGCUUCACCGGCUUCACCCCGCUCGUCACCCUCCUCUUCAGACACAUCAUCGAGGACCCCUGCACGCUGCGGCACACCAUGGAGAAGGUGGUGCGCUCGGCGGCCACGAGCGGGGCGGGCAGCACCACGUCCGGGGUGGUUUCGGGCAGCCUGGGGUCCCGCGAGGUGAAUUACAUCCUGCGCGUGCUGGGCCCCGCCGCCUGCCGCAGCCCCCACGUCUUCACCGAGGUGGCCACGGGCUGCAUCCGCAUCGCCCUCCCGGCCCCGCGCGGCUCCGGCACCGCCUCCGAUGACGAGUUCGAGAACCUGCGGAUCAAGGGUCCCAACGCGGUGCAGCUGGUGAAGACCACCCCGGCCAAGGCGGCCGCGCUGCCGCCCAUCCCCGAGCCCAUCCGCGACGUCAUCUACGACAUGCUCAACGCCCUGGCCGCCUACCACGCCCCCGACGAGGGUGACAAGGGGGAGCCGAAGGGGGCGGCGCCCAGCGAGGUGAGCCAGCUGCUGUCGGACAUCGGUGACGACAUGUACCAGCAGUACCGGAGCCUGACGCGCCCGCCCGCCGACUUCGACCCCCCCGCCGGCUUCGCCAUCAACGCUCAGGUUUUCGCUGCUGACGGAGCCGCAGCCGAGACGCCGCCCUCGGGAACCCCCCAGGGAGAAGCGUCCAGCCCCGAGGAGGGCCGCGAGGGGCGGAAGGAGAAGGAGGGGGAGCGCGGGGAGGAGCGGGGCCGGGCGCGCGGCUCCAAGCCCCUGAUGCCCACCUCGACCAUCCUGCGGCUGCUGGCCGAGCUGGUCCGGUCCUACGUGGGCAUCGCAGCCCUGAUCGCCAACUACAGCUACAGCGUGGGCCAGUCCGAGCUCAUCAAGGAGGACUGCAGCGUGCUGGCCUUUGUCCUGGACCACCUGCUGCCCCACCAGCAGAACGCCGAGGACAAGGACACGCCGGCGCUGGCGCGGCUCUUCCUGGCCAGCCUGGCCGCGGCCGGCAGCGGCACCGACGCGCAGGUGGCCCUGGUCAACGAGGUCAAGGCCGCGCUCGGCCGCGCCCUGGCCAUGGCCGAGAGCACCGAGAAACACGCCAGGCUCCAGGCCGUCAUGUGCAUCAUCAGCACCAUCAUGGAGUCGUGUCCGUCCACCUCGAGCUUCUACAGCAGCGCGGCCAAGGCCCCUCACAACGGCAUGAACAACAUCAUCCGCCUGUUCCUCAAGAAGGGGCUGGUCAACGACCUGGCCCGGGUGCCCCACAGCCUCGACCUGUCCAGCCCCAACAUGGCCAACACGGUGAACGCGGCGCUGAAGCCGCUGGAGACGCUGUCGCGCAUCGUGAACCAGCCCAGCGGCAUCUUCGGGGCCAAGGGCUCCUCCAGCAAGAGCAAGGCCGAGGGGGCCGGGGGGGCUCGAGAGGCUGGGGCUGCACCCCCCGACGGAGGGGACCCCGGGGACCCCGAGCCCCCCGAGGAGGACGCGGAGGCGGCGCAGGCCGAGGCGGCCGACGGGGACAUGGACGGCGAGGCCGAGGGGGACACGGUGGUGCUGGCCGGGCAGCCCGAGGGGCUCAGCACCCAGGAGAUGCAGGUGGAGAACGAGCUGGAGGAUCUCAUCGACGAGCUGCUGGAGCGGGACGGCGCCGACGGCAACAGCACCAUCAUCGUGAGCCGCUCGGGCGAGGACGAGUCGCAGGAGGACGUCCUGAUGGACGAGGCCCCGUCCAACCUCAGCCAGGCCUCCACGCUCCAGGCCAACCGCGAAGAUUCCAUGAACAUCCUGGACCCCGAGGAUGAGGAGGAGCACACGCAGGAGGAGGACAGCAGCGGCAGCAACGAGGACGAGGACGACAGCCAGGACGAGGAGGAGGAGGAGGAGGAGGAGGAUGAGGAUGAUCAGGACGAUGAGGAGGGCGAGGAAGGCGAGGAGGAGGAGGAUGAUGACGAUGGCUCCGAGAUGGAGCUGGACGAGGAUUACCCCGACAUGAACGCGUCGCCCCUCGUGCGCUUCGAGCGCUUCGACCGUGACGACGACCUCAUCAUCGAGUUCGACAACAUGUUCUCCAGCCCCACCGACAUCCCCCCGUCCCCCGGGAACAUCCCUGCGAGCCACCCGCUGCUGGUGCGGCACGCGGAGCACGGGGGGCUGGGGCUGGGGGCCGGCCCGGGGGGCACCCGCCUGGCCCAGGGGCUCGGCCGGAGCCAGCGGACGCUGCGGCAGCUCACGGCCAACGCCGGCCACACCAUCCACGUCCACUACCCGGGGGCACGGCAGCCAAACCCCCCCCUCAUCCUGCAGCGGCUCCUGGGCCCCUCGGCGGCCGCGGACAUCCUGCAGUUGAGCAGCAGCCUCCCGCUGCAGAGCCGGGGCCGCGCGCGGCUGCUCGUGGGCAACGAGGACGUUCACAUCAUCGCCCGCUCCGACGACGAGCUGCUGGACGACUUCUUCCACGAGCAGGGCAGCGCGGGCAGCCAGGCAGGGACCCUGUCCAGCAUCCCCACGGCCCUGACGCGCUGGACCGAGGAGUGCAAGGUCCUGGACGCCGAGAGCAUGCACGACUGCGUGUCCGUGGUGAAGGUGCCCAUCCUGGCGCGGCUGGAGGCGCUGCGGGACGAGGAGCUGGACGAGCGGCGCGAGAAGCGCCGGCGCCAGGCGGCCGAGGACGAGGCCAAAGGCGCCGAGCGCGGCCCCGAGGACAAGGACGGGCCCGAGGCCCAGGACGCGGCGUCCAAAGCCGGCCCCGCCUCGGCCGACGUCGCCCCCCCAGAACACAGCGGGACCGCGGGAGAGACCCCCUCUCCCGGUCCCCACCGGACCCUGGUGAUGCUGGAACCGACGCCGACCCCCCCAGACCCCCCCCCGGGAGCCCCCCAAAUCCCCGCUCGCCCCCCCCAGCCCCCCGAGCACGAAGAGGGGGGGCCCGGACGACCCCCCCAGGACGCCGAGGCCACUCAGAUGGAGCUGUCGCCCGCCCCCACCAUCACGUCGCUGUCCCCGGAGCGGGCGGAGGACUCGGACGCGCUGACGGCCGUGAGCAGCCAGCUGGAGGGGUCCCCCAUGGACACCUCGAGUUUGGCCUCCUGCACCUUGGAAGAGUCGGGGGGGGCUCCCCCUGCCCCCACAGCCCCCCAGAACCCCCCCGGGACCCCCCAGGGACCCCCUCCCGCCCCCCCCGACGCCGCUCAGCCUCCUGACGACAGCUCCCCCCCGGCCUCAUCCUCGGAGAGUUCGUCCACCCGGGACUCGGCCGGGGCCAUUUCCGGGGCCGACUCGAGGGGGAUCCUGGAGGAGCCGCUGCCGUCCACCAGCAGCGAGGAGGAGGAUCCGCUGGCCGGGAUCAGCCUCCCCGAGGGCGUGGACCCGUCGUUCCUGGCGGCGCUGCCGGACGACAUCCGGCGGGAGGUGCUGCAGAACCAGCUGGGGAUCCGCCCGCCCGCGCGGGCCCCGCCCGCCGCCAGCCCCGCCCCGCCCGUGGUGGCCAAUCCCGGCCUCACCGAGGUCAGCCCCGAGUUCCUGGCGGCGCUGCCCCCGGCCAUCCAGGAGGAGGUUCUGGCGCAGCAGCGCGCGGAGCAGCAGCGGCGGGAGCUGGCUCAGGCCACGGGCUCGGACGCUCCCAUGGACCCGGUGACGUUCAUCCAGACGCUGCCGUCGGAGCUGCGGCGCUCGGUGCUGGAGGACAUGGAGGACUCGGUGCUGGCGGUGAUGCCGCCGGACAUCGCGGCCGAGGCGCAGGCGCUGCGGCGCGAGCAGGAGGCGCGGCAGCGGCAGCUGAUGCACGAGCGGCUCUUCGGCCACUCCAGCACCUCGGCGCUGUCGGCCAUCCUGCGCAGCCCCGCGUUCACCAGCCGCCUCAGUGGGAACCGGGGUGUUCAGUACACGCGGCUGGCGGUGCAGCGGGGGGGCACCUUCCACAUGGGGGGCACCGGCACCCACAGCAGGCCGGCGGGCAGCAGCGUGGACAGCCUCCUGCGCCUGCGGGGGCGGCUGCUGCUGGACCACGAGGCUCUGUCGUGCCUGCUGGUGCUGCUGUUCGUGGACGAGCCCAAGCUGAACACGAGCCGGCUGCACCGCGUGCUGCGCAACCUGUGCUACCACGCGCCCACGCGGGGCUGGGUGGUGCGCAGCCUCCUGUCCAUCCUGCAGCGCAGCAGCGAGAGCGAGCUGUGCCUCGAGACCCCCCGCGGGACCCCCGCGCCGGGCGCCGAGGAGCGGCCGCGGGGCCGCGGCGGGAGCCGCGCCGGGCCCGGCUCGGCGGCGGAGCCGCGGGGGCUGGAGCUGCUGCACCGCAUGGAAUCGCGCAGCUCCGGGCAGCUGUCGUGGCUGUCGGUGUCCAUGGACGCGGCGCUGGGCUGCCGCACCAACAUCUUCCAGAUCCAGCGCGUGCCCGGCCGCAAGCACACGGAGAAACACGCGGCGGCCGCCGGCUCCGCCGUGCACAUCCACCCGCAGGCCGCGCCCGUGGUGUGCCGGCACGUGCUGGACACGCUGAUCCAGCUGGCCAAGUCCGGCUCCCUGUCCACCGAUUUCUGGGACCUGCUGGUCAAGCUGGACAACAUGAACGUGAGCCGCAAGGGCAAGGGCUCGGCGCGGGCGGGGGGCGGCGGGGGGGGCCCCGAGCCCGAGGCGGCCGGGGGGGGCCUGGAGGCGUCGCCGCUGGGGCAGCUGAUGAACAUGCUGUCCCACGGCGUCAUCCGCCGCAGCCCCCUCCUCACCGAGAAGCUGCUGCGCCUCCUGUCCCUCAUCUCCAUCGCCCUCCCCGAGGGGGGCAAGGCCGGCGAGGGGGGGGCAGCGCCCCAGAACGGAGCCCCCGCCCCCCCCGCGCCCGCCCCGCCCGCCGGGGGGGCCACCACGGCCACCUCGGCCACCUCGGGGACCUCGGGGGCGGCCGCAGCGCCCGGGAGCCCCCCGGGACAGGGCGGGAACGGAGGCGGCGGCGCGGGCACGGCUGGAGGAGCCACGGCCCCUGCCAAGAGCUCCAAGUCCCCUGCCAAGGUCCCCGAGGGCGGCCCCGACCCCCGGCUGGCGGCCACGGGCCUGACCGAGAGCCAGCUCCAGCUCUCCGUGGAGGUGCUGACGUCGCACUCGUGCUCGGAGGAGGGGCUGGAGGACGCGGCCAAUGUCCUGCUGCAGCUGUCGCGGGGGGACGCGGGGACGAGGGACACGGUGCUGCGGCUGCUGCUCAGCGGGGCCCGGCAGCUGGGGGGGGCCCUGUGCCGCCAGAUCGGGACGCUGCUGGCCGAGCUCCGUGAGUACAACCUGGAGCAGCAGCGCCGGGCCCAGCUCGAGGCUCCGUCCCCCGAGGGGCUCCCCGAGGAGCAGCCCCCCAGCGCCAAACUCAAGGGCAAGAUGCAGAGCCGCCGCCGCCGUCCCCCCCAGUCGGAGGCCGGGCCCGCGGACGCCGUCCCCCGGCGCGAGGAGUCGCCCAUGGACGUGGACCAGCCCUCGCCCGCCCCACAGGACGUGGGCCCCGAGGCUGCGCAGGGCGGGGAGCGGGACAGGGACAGGGACAGGGACAGGGACAGGGACAGGGAGGAGCGGCCCCCGGAGCUGCCCCUGCUGAGCGAGCAGCUGAGCCUGGACGAGCUGUGGGACAUGCUGGGCGAGUGCCUCAAGGAGCUGGAGGAGUCGCACGACCAGCACGCCGUGCUCGUGCUGCAGCCGGCGGUGGAAGCGUUUUUCCUGGUGCACGCCACGGAGCGCGAGAGCCGCCCGCCGGUGCGGGACACGCGGGAGAGCCAGCUGGCCCACAUCAAGGACGAGCCGCCGCCGCUGUCCCCCGCGCCCCUCACCCCGGCCACCCCCUCGGCCCUGGACCCCUUCUUCUCCCGGGAGCCCUCGGCCAUGCACAUCUCGGCCAGCCUGCCCCCCGACACCCAGAAAUUCCUGCGCUUCGCCGAGACCCACCGGACGGUGCUGAACCAGAUCCUGCGGCAGUCCACCACGCACCUGGCCGACGGCCCCUUCGCCGUGCUGGUCGAUUACAUCCGCGUGCUGGACUUCGACGUCAAGCGCAAGUAUUUCAGGCAGGAGCUGGAGCGCCUGGACGAGGGGCUGCGCAAGGAGGACAUGGCCGUGCACGUCCGGCGCGACCACGUCUUCGAGGACUCGUACCGGGAGCUGCACCGCAAAUCCCCCGAGGAGAUGAAGAAUCGCCUGUACAUCGUGUUCGAGGGCGAGGAGGGGCAGGACGCGGGCGGGCUGCUGCGGGAGUGGUACAUGAUCAUCUCCCGCGAGAUGUUCAACCCCAUGUACGCCCUGUUCCGCACCUCGCCCGGCGACCGCGUCACCUACACCAUCAACCCCUCGUCCCACUGCAACCCCAACCACCUGAGCUACUUCAAGUUCGUGGGCAGGAUCGUGGCCAAGGCCGUGUACGACAACCGGCUGCUGGAGUGCUACUUCACCCGCUCCUUCUACAAACACAUCCUGGGCAAGUCCGUGCGGUACACGGACAUGGAGAGCGAGGACUAUCACUUCUACCAGGGCCUCGUGUACCUGCUGGAGAACGACGUCUCCACGCUGGGCUACGACCUCACCUUCAGCACCGAGGUGCAGGAAUUCGGGGUGUGCGAGGUGCGGGACCUGAAGCCCAACGGGGCCAACGUGCUGGUGACGGAGGAGAACAAGAAGGAGUACGUGCACCUCGUGUGCCAGAUGCGCAUGACCGGCGCCAUCCGGAAGCAGCUGGCGGCGUUCCUGGAGGGGUUCUACGAGAUCAUCCCCAAGCGCCUCAUCUCCAUCUUCACGGAGCAGGAGCUGGAGCUGCUCAUCUCGGGGCUGCCCACCAUCGACAUCGACGACCUCAAGGCCAACACCGAGUACCACAAGUACCAGGGCAACUCCAUCCAGAUCCAGUGGUUCUGGCGUGCCCUGCGCUCCUUUGACCAGGCCGACCGCGCCAAGUUCCUGCAGUUCGUGACGGGCACGUCCAAGGUGCCGCUGCAGGGAUUCGCCGCCCUGGAGGGGAUGAACGGCAUCCAGAAAUUCCAGAUCCACCGCGACGACCGCUCCACCGACCGGCUGCCCUCGGCACACACCUGUUUCAACCAGCUGGACCUGCCGGCGUACGAGAGCUACGAGAAGCUGCGGCACAUGCUGCUGCUCGCCAUCCAGGAGUGCUCCGAGGGCUUCGGGCUGGCCUAGGGGGGCAGCCCCGGCCCCCCAGGGGCUCUAUAAAUAUAUAUAUAUUUUUUUGUUCCAUUGGCUUUUUUUUUUUUUU